Messenger RNA from Ooceraea biroi (clonal raider ant), 3881 nucleotides. RefSeq names its product integral membrane protein GPR155 homolog anchor (gene anchor). Gene Ontology annotation, biological process: negative regulation of BMP signaling pathway; intracellular signal transduction; transmembrane transport. Gene Ontology annotation, cellular component: membrane. NCBI's taxonomy places the organism in Eukaryota, Metazoa, Arthropoda, Insecta, Hymenoptera, Formicidae. The record is from RefSeq and is a predicted model, not a curated record.
ACGAUCGAUAGCGAUCUACUUGUCUCAUCGUCAUUGAAAUUCAGAUAACGCUCACGGUAUCAGAAAAUUUUCCAUUCCUUUAAUCCUUUCUGCCAUUUUCAUGGAGUGGCAGCAGUAUUCCGAUGACAUCCUUUAUGCAUGUUGCAGGUUUAUAACUUGGAGACAUGUAUAAGAUCUGUUAAUAUAUUAAUAAAAUAUGAAGGCAGCGCCACAUGAGUCUACACAAGAAAAUUAUUUUUAUGGCCUCAGGCGCAAUAUAUUAAAGAGAUGAUAAUUUCUUCCAUCUAGAGAGAAAGAAAUCGUAUAUUUUCGUAACGACGAGAAAAAUGGCUAAUCACGAGAGCACUCUAUCGAUAUCUUUAUUGUCAAACGCAAAUCAGCAUGCGGAGGCGGAAGAUGAACCAAUAGAUAAUUUGUAUCUUGCGCUGAUACAAUGCUUUGGUAUCAUACUGUGUGGCUAUAUAGCGGGAAGAUUCAAUGUGAUAACAAGGUCUGAAGCAAAUGGUCUGAAUACCUUCGUCGGCACUUUCGCUCUGCCAUCCUUAAUCUUCAUGUCUUUGGCGAAGCUGGACUUUACCUUAGUUAACUGGAAAUUUCUGCUUGCUGUGUUGCUUGCUAAAAGCUGCGUCUUUAUCGUAGUGCUUGCUGUUUCAUUAGUAAUUAAGAAGCCGUCGAAUCCUGGUCGAGCUGCCCUCUUCGCGAUAUUUACCACUCAGAGCAAUGAUUUUGCUAUCGGAUAUCCGAUGAUCGCUGCCCUAUAUGGAAAAACGCAUCCGGAAUACGCUGCGUAUCUGUACCUGAUGGCCCCUAUAUCACUGGCCAUCUUGAAUCCAAUUGGCUUUGUGCUGCUGGAGAUUGGCAAGCGACGUACGGAGGAGCAGAGAGACUGCAGGGAGAUGGUCUACUCGGUCGCCAAGGGUGUCCUACUGAAUCCAGUUCUGUUUAUGACGGUUUUGGGCAUCGUAGGCAAUCUGAUCUUCAGUCACAGUGUACCGCGCUUGCUCGCCUCGAUUCUCGACGUACUCGGUAACGCUUUCUCCGCCAGCGCGUUAUUCCUUCUCGGUUUAAUGAUGGUCGGGAAGGUGCACAAGCUGAAAGGUACGGCACUGGUUAUACCGGGUAUACUGAUCUCGGUGAAGCUGCUAGUCUUGCCCCUAGUCAUAAGAGAAUCCAUCAUUCUCCUGAACGCCGGUGACAACGUCACGGAGACGCGAGAUUUAAGCACGUACGGCUUCCUGUACGGCACCAUCCCAACGGCACCGGCGCUCUUUAUUUUUACCUUGCGAUAUAAUCUGGAGAUCGACCUGAUCGCAUCGGCGAUGGUAGCUUGUACGUUUCUCUCGGCUCCGCUUAUGUUCGUCUCUGCUAAAGUGAUCAAUGCGGUUUACACCGGAAUCACACCGGCUAAUUACGCGCGACAAUUGAAGAUCUUUUCCUUCGACACGAGCGUUGCAUCGGCGGCAGCUUGCGUAUGGCUGCUCAUGUGUUUCCUCGGGUUCGGACGGAAGAGGUAUAACCAGGUCACUCAUCGGUGCACUCUGUGUCUCAUAAUCGCACAGCUUACAGCAGCAAUAGGCGUGAUAAUCUGGUCAAAGCUCGAUCCAAGUGGCAAUCAGACAAUAUUAUGGUACGUUCAAUACAUUCUCAUAACUACUGGUGUAUACGCAAGCAGGAUAUGGACAGCUGCGAUCGCAGCAACAUUACUGUUUUUGAGUUCACGUUCGUUGUCCUUUGUUGAAAAUCUGCAGAAGUGGUUUUAUCCCGUCGGAUUCGGAGUGCCGCUUUUAAUGAUGGUAAUAACAUGCGUUACCGUCGCUCCAAAUCUGUCUGAUCUUGAUUACAAAAAUCCAAAUUUUCAAUUGGGCAGAACUCAAGCUGCCGUAUCAUCAUUUAUAUUAAUAUUCUGCUUUAUAGUGACGCUAGGUUGUUUGGUCUUGCAACAGAGAUAUCAAAGGAGACACACUGCAGUGUCAUACGAGCAUAUGGGGAACAACGUAGGAAGUUCUACGAUUGAAAGUAACGAAAGAAAUGUAGUAGAUGUGGAAGAUUUAGUCUCCCCGUUAAUUAAUGCACCAGUAAUCGGCUGUGAAUUUCAAAAUGGUUGUCCAAGUGGCGUGUGUAGAGCUGACGAAAGGAGUGAUGACUGUGAGGAGGAAAGCGGAACAAGUACAGAUGACGAUCCUCAGAUCCUGCGGCAUCUCGUUUUCUUGAUCUUGUUGCUGUGUUCCAUGUUCAUCGGUUUAUCGAUAUCCGUGGGAACGCUAAUCAUGGAACAAUUAACUGGCAUUUACGCCGAGCUUGCAUUCUUGGACGUAGCUUUGAAUUUUGGGCAAUCGUUAAUAGCAUUCGCUAUUUUUGGACUAGAUCCCAGCCUCGGCAAAUUGGGAUGUUGGCUGAGAAGAGUAUGCAGAAAAUUGCAUUCUGAUAAAGAAUUGCAGCUUCCUUGCGAGGACGCUCUUAGCUCAGAAGUAAGGGCGAUUCGAGAUCAGUUUAGUCGAUGCCACUUGGAUGCGUGUCGAACACGUAUAUCUAUGUGCCGCAGGCGAUUAUUAAGAGUGUACAGAGGUGUUUUCUCGGGAACGGAUUUGGUCAACUGGUUACUCGAAGCUGGAAUUGUAAACAGUCGUGAGGACGCCGUGCGGUAUGGUCGUUGCUUGUUGGAGAGCAGAGUUUUGCAACACGUGGAUGGUACGCAACACUUUCACGAUGAAAAUCUUCUGUACACGUUCAAUGCAUAAUUUCUAAAUUUCCGAACGUACAAGAGAUUCUUACAAGAGAAAAUUAGUCUCAUUUUUAUAAUUUAGACAUUUCUUAGUUUAUAUUUUUUAAAUAAUCUGUGAACAAAAAAAUGAAUAAUCAUGAAUAAUUUGAGAGUUACAACAAUAAUGUAUAUAUACAUUGACAUAUGAUAAUAAUUUUGAAUCAUUUGUGAGAAGAAAUAUAGAAUAAUAUAUUAGUUAAAUAAUUUAUUAAAUUAUUUAUAAUAUAUAGAAUAUAUCUUUCUUUGUGCAUAGCUUUAUGAAAGAUAUUCCUGUUAGAAUAUUAAGAAUAAUUUGCCUUUUUAAGAAUAUUUUACAAGAUCGUUUUUAUUUAUAAAAAAUACAUUUUUUGGUAUCCAUGUAAUGAACAAUUUAUAUAAUUUACAUUGCACAAUGUAGUAAUAUAUUCCUAUUAUUAUCAGUAUUAGAUUCGCUUUAGUUAUUUUACUUUAAUUCUGUAUAAAAUGAACGGCUGUGUUUAGUAUAUUACAUACUUGUGCUCUCAGAAAAUACUCCACGUAAGAAUUACAAAAUGGCCUAAUGCAAGGAAGCUCUAUAUAUUUUUAUACAAUAUACGAAAAACUAAGGUUUAAUUAGUAUGUCAUUAUGGUAAAUUCUGUUAUGAAUGUAAUGGUAAUUGAAAAAUGAAAGUAGUAAUUACGAUGCAACCAAAGAUGCUAAUAUCGAAAAUAUUUAAUUGAUAUUUGUAGUGUUAAUUACUUAAAUAUUCUAACUUUUUAUUUUGUCUUAAUAUUUGAAGUAUGCACAAACAAUUAAGUAAUUUAUAUUGCUGACUGCGAUGAAAACUACAUGCUCACUCAGUAUGAAGUAGUUAUAAUGUCCAAACAUUGUGCAAUGGCUAAAAUAUCUCAAAACUUUUGUUAUGUUAAAUUUGUUAUUGUAAGAACGUAAAUUUACUUAUUAUGCAUAAAUUAUUUAAUAAGUUUAUUUUACUUAAAAAUGUAAGAGUUUUAAUUAAUUUAAAAUUGAUCUAUAAAUUUAUUAUAUUUUACUUUUUAAAUUGAACGACAUUAGGAUCACUUAAAUAUUUAUAAAAAUAAACCUCUAUAUGUAAUACACAAUAAGUCGAUAAGUGAUAAAUACAUGACGAUUAUAUCAGAA